UGAACGGAGAAGGAGAGAUGAGAACGAUGAAGCUCUUCAUUUAUUUCGCUACUCUACUUUCUUCUCUAGCCCUAAUUCAGGCUAAGAAAGAUCUGCAAGAAGUGACACAUAAAGUUUCCUUCGACGUUGAGAUCGGUGGCAAACCUGCUGGUCGUGUUGUCAUGGGCCUCUUUCGUAAAACUGUGCCUAAAACAGUAGAGAAUUUUCGAGCACUUUGCACAGGCGAAAAAGGUACAGGGAAGAGUGGGAAACCACUCCACUUUAAGGGGAGCUCGUUUCAUAGGAUCAUUCCCAGCUUUAUGAUCCAGGGAGGUGAUUUUACUCAUGGCAAUGGAAUGGGGGGAGAGUUGAUCUAUGGCACUAAAUUUGCUGACGAGAAUUUUAAACUGAAACACACUGGACCUGCGCAUCUAUCAAUGGCUAAUGCUGGUCCAGAUACAAACGGGUCGCAGUUCUUCAUUACAACUGUAACAACCAGCUGGUUGGAUGGCAAGCAUGUCGUGUUUGGGAAAGUUCUAUCCGGAAUGGAUGUAGUGUACAAGAUUGAAGCGGAAGGUCAGCGGAGUGGCGUGCCCAAACGGAAAGUCGUGAUUGCAGACAUUGGUGAGCUGCCACUGUCAUGCCAAUCAUGUUGAAAAUAAUAGAUGACUUUUCUUCAGC
Messenger RNA from Magnolia sinica, 660 nucleotides. Its product is annotated as peptidyl-prolyl cis-trans isomerase CYP19-4-like. The record is from RefSeq and is a predicted model, not a curated record. The coding region runs from base 18 to 635 and encodes 205 amino acids. The transcript has a single exon. NCBI's taxonomy places the organism in Eukaryota, Viridiplantae, Streptophyta, Magnoliopsida, Magnoliales, Magnoliaceae. Gene Ontology annotation, biological process: protein peptidyl-prolyl isomerization; protein folding. Gene Ontology annotation, molecular function: peptidyl-prolyl cis-trans isomerase activity. Gene Ontology annotation, cellular component: intracellular membrane-bounded organelle.